Molecule: messenger RNA, 1326 nt
Organism: Lathyrus sativus (Indian pea)
Lineage: Eukaryota; Viridiplantae; Streptophyta; Magnoliopsida; Fabales; Fabaceae
Source: the annotation of a GenBank genome assembly
AUGAGUCAGCCGAAGAUUAAGCGUAGAGUCGGUAUAUAUGACGUUGGGAGGACAAUCGGGGAGGGUUCGUUUGCGAAAGUGAAAUUCGCAAGGAACUCUAAGACCGGUGAAGCCGUGGCUCUCAAAAUUAUUGACAAGGAGAAAGUUCUCAGGCACAAGAUGGCUGAGCAGAUCAAGCGGGAAGUAGCUACGAUGAAGUUAAUCAAGCAUCCAAAUGUUGUUCAACUAUAUGAGGUCAUGGGAAGCCGAACAAAAAUAUAUAUUGUAUUGGAGUUUGUGACUGGCGGGGAGCUUUUCGACAAAAUUGUAAACCAUGGACGGAUGGGUGAAAAUGAAGCGCGUAGGUAUUUCCAGCAGCUUAUAAACGUUAUCGAUUAUUGUCACAGCAGAGGUGUCUAUCACCGAGACCUUAAGCCAGAAAAUUUGCUUUUAGAUUCUAAUGGUGAUCUUAAAGUCUCCGAUUUUGGGUUGAGUGCACUCUCCCAGCAAGUUAGGGACGACGGACUUCUCCAUACGACAUGCGGAACUCCGAAUUAUGUUGCUCCAGAGGUUCUUACUGAUAGAGGCUACGAUGGAGCGAACGCGGACUUGUGGUCAUGCGGAGUGAUACUCUUUGUAUUGGUCGCAGGUUACUUACCUUUUGAUGAUCCUAAUCUUAUGGAACUGUAUAAAAAAAUCUCGUCUGCCGAAUUUACUUGCCCCCCAUGGCUUUCUUUCAGUGCAAGGAAAUUAAUCACUCGAAUCUUGGAACCCAAUCCUACAAAGCGCAUCACAAUUGCCGAGAUUUUGGAAGAUGAAUGGUUUAAGAAAGACUAUAAGCCUCCUGUUUUUGAAGAGAGUGGCGAAACCAACCUCGACGACGUAGAAGCCGUCUUUAAAGAUUCAGUAGAGCACCAUGUUACGGAAAAUAAAGAAGAGCAGCCAACAUCGAUGAAUGCGUUUGAAUUGAUUUCCAUGUCGAAAGGACUCAACCUCGAAAACUUGUUUGAUAUAGAACAGGGAUUUAAAAGGGAAACAAGGUUUACAUCAACAUCUUCGGCCGACGUGAUCAUCAGCAAGAUUGAAGAAGCUGCUAAGCCUCUCGGCUUCGAUGUGCAGAAGAAAAACUUCAAGAUGAGGCUUGCGAAUUCGAAAGCCGGAAGGAAAGGAAACCUUAAUGUUGCGACAGAGGUGUUUCAAGUGGCACCUUCUCUUCACAUGGUUGAAGUAAGGAAAGCUAAAGGAGAUACAUUGGAGUUUCAUAAGUUCUACAAGAAACUAUCAACAAGUUUGGAUGAUGUUGUUUGGAAAACAGAAGAAGAUAUGACAAAGAAAGAAGCAAAAUGA